Stereum hirsutum FP-91666 SS1 is the source of this 1268-nucleotide messenger RNA. RefSeq names its product aldo/keto reductase. NCBI's taxonomy places the organism in Eukaryota, Fungi, Basidiomycota, Agaricomycetes, Russulales, Stereaceae. Bases 118 to 1119 code for a protein of 333 amino acids. The transcript is spliced from 8 exons. The record is from RefSeq and is a predicted model, not a curated record. Gene Ontology annotation, cellular component: cytosol. Gene Ontology annotation, molecular function: aldose reductase (NADPH) activity.
UUCCUUGUUUUUACUCAGCUCUUUCUCUCCUCUUGAAUUCUCAGGCUCCGAGUUAGGGCCUUUCGCCCACUGGUAUCAUCUAUCACCUUCACAAGGAUCUAGACAACCCAAACGACAAUGACGAGCGCAAGCAUUGGUGUUGUACCGUAUCUGCCCUUGAAUGACGGAACGAAGAUGCCAGCUGUAGGAAUGGGUUGUUGGAUGGGAGAGGUUGGUGGUGGAGAGAGGGUGGGGAGGAUGGUCGAGAAAGCUUUGAAGUUGGGUUACAGGCAUAUCGAUACUGCCGCAGGCUAUGGGAACGAAGAGAUGGUCGGGAAGGCUAUCAAAGAAUCUGGGAUACCCAGGGAGCAGCUCUAUAUCACGACCAAACUCUCGAAUGCAGCUCACGAUAAAGUUGUUGAAGGAUUUCAGGCAUCACUAGCCAAGCUCGACUGCGGUUAUAUCGACAUGUAUCUUAUGCACUGGCCUGUUGCCAUCGUUGACGGCAAAGUGCUCCCACCCACCUCCAGCCCAACUAUAAUCGAUACCUGGCUCUCCAUGCAAUCCCUCCUACAGACGCACAAGUCUCAGCUUCGCUCUAUCGGUGUCUCCAACUUCAGCAUCAAGACUUUUACUCAGUUAGUUGCGGAUGAGAGGGUGACGGUCAUCCCCGCAACGAACCAGGUGGAAUUACACCCUUAUUUGCCACAGACGGCGUUGAAGGAGUACUGCGAGCAGAAGGGGAUUAUAUUGACGGCAUAUUCGCCAUUGGGCCAACCACCGGCCACCGCAGGUAGCUCGCCCGAAGCACCACCACUGCUUUUGGGAGACUCGAUCGUCGUGUCGCUCGCUGAGAAGUAUGGGGCCACACCCGCCCAGAUCCUUCUCAACUGGGGUAUUCAACGUGGGACCGUCGUGAUACCAAAGAGCGAGAACGAAGGCCGUAUGAAGGCUAAUAUCACUAUCGUCCACCUAGAAGAGAGCGACAUGGCUGCUCUGAAUGCUCUUCAUGACCAACCAGGAAAGCAUAGAAGUUUGUUACCUUACCAUAAGAAAGGAGACAACGGAUCUGGUGUGUUCGGAUGGAGUUACGAGUGGCUGGGAUGGGAGGGGAUGGGUGAUGGUGGUGUUAUCGGGUGAGAAUAUGUGCUAUCAUUUCAACAUUGGGUGUGGCGGGAAUGAUGGACAAGAUAGGCUGUAUCAAUUUGACGAUGUAGGAGAGAUUCGGAGGGUUGAAUGAAGGUGUACCAACGUGUAUUUGGAUUAUGUGUGUAAGAGAGAUUUGAUUA